Centropristis striata (black sea bass) is the source of this 5118-nucleotide messenger RNA. RefSeq names its product brevican core protein-like. Lineage: Eukaryota; Metazoa; Chordata; Actinopteri; Perciformes; Serranidae. The record is from RefSeq and is a predicted model, not a curated record. The transcript has 14 exons. Gene Ontology annotation, biological process: cell adhesion. The coding region runs from base 72 to 4487 and encodes 1471 amino acids. Gene Ontology annotation, molecular function: hyaluronic acid binding.
CUGCAGCACGCCGAGCGGAGCUGACGGAAAAUACUUUUUACAGCAAGUCAAUCCAUCCUGCAUCAGCUGAAAUGCUGCUGAGAAGAAGCCGACAUGUCCAAAUACUUCCAUUUCUCAUCGCAGUCUGCCGGCUCACUCUGGCCUUCCCUACACAAAAUCCCUCUGCAUCUGAUGAUGACGUCCAGCUCCAGGUGAACAUCCCUCACUCAGGUCCAGUUUCCGCCCCGCUGGGCAGCUCCAUCUCCAUCCCCUGCUUGGUGACUCUUUCCUCCUCCUCCUCUAUUUCACCGCGGGUCAAGUGGACCGUGGUGUCCGGUGGCGUGGAGACACAGAUCUUAGUGGCGCGGGGUCAAAGGGUGAAGGUCAACGAGGCGUAUAGAGACCGCGCUGCCUGGCUCAACUACACUUCCUCCCCUGAUGAUCUGUCGCUCUGGCUCGGAGAUUUGCGUUCCAGUGACUCGGGUCACUAUCGCUGCGAGGUGCAGCAGGGCCUGGAGGACGCCAGCGACCUUGUACAGCUCAAGGUCAAAGGUGUUGUAUUCCACUACAGAGAUGCUUUGGGUCGCUAUGCGUUUUCCUUCCACCAGGCCCAGAGAGCCUGUGAGGCCAUUGGGGCACAAGUUGCAACUCCUGACCAGCUGCUGGCGGCUUAUUAUGACGGCUACGAGCAGUGUGAUGCAGGCUGGCUGGCAGACCAGUCUGUCAGGUAUCCAAUCCAAGUGCCCCGUGAAGGCUGUUACGGAGAUAUGGACGGCCAACCAGGAGUGAGAAACUACGGGACGAUGCACCCAGAUGAUCUGUUUGAUGUUUACUGUUAUGUGGAGGAAACUGACGGGGAGUUGUUUCAUGACCCCGUCCCGCAGCACUUGGCAUUUGAUGAAGCGCAGUCAUACUGCAGAGCAGCAGGAGCAGAGCUGGCUACAACUGCACAGCUGUACUUGGCAUGGAGUGAAGGUCUGGACCGCUGCAGCCCCGGCUGGCUGUCUGAUGGUAGCGUGCGCUAUCCCAUCAUAACCCCUCGGGAUCGCUGCGGAGGGCCUCAGCCUGGUGUCAAAACUAUCUACCGCUUCAGCAACCAGACUGGCUUCCCAGAGCCAUCAAGCCUUCAUGACGUGCAUUGUUUCAAAGAUAAUAGAAAUACUCCCACUGAUUUUCCGGACUACGUAGCCACAGAGCCUGAGGACAUUGGACAAGAUGUUGUUAUUCUUAAGGAAACAGAUCAAGAGCUGCAACUGAACCAGCAUGCAAAACAAGUGGAGCUCAAAGCUCAUUGGGUUGAAUCUUUUCCCAUUUUGCCGACAUUUUCUCCUGAGGAAAACCGUGUUGACACACAUCAGAAAGUUGAACCAGACACAAAAGAGUCUCCUCUCAACACCACACCUACACUGGACCUCCUCCAGACAUUGAUUGAAACUUCAUCUCCGACAGAAAUGAGCUCCCAGGAUCCGACAGCUCUGAUGAACAGCACUAUCAGCACCACAGAAACCUACGACUCCCCUCGAAACAUGUCUUUACUGCCGAGUGUUUACAAUGAGACAAAUUCUGCCCACAACUUGAACUCCAGCUUUAACCAAUCUGAGUCUGAAAGCAGCACAAGGUUUCCCGAAACAACUUAUGAACCUCACACACACAACCAGACAGUUCAUCCUGAAGAGAUUACAUCAGAGAGCCCGGCGGACUCCCAAGAAACACAAGAGCCCAGUUUGCUUUUUGACAGCUUCCAAGCAAAUUACAGCGAGACUGACAGCAAUCACACUCAGGAGGAGAGUUUCUGGGAGGUGACCUCUAUGACCCUUGACCCUGUGGGUCUAGAGGAGACGGCAGAAGAAGAUCCUAUACAGGUGUUUCUCUCAACUCAGGCCUCAAAAGAAGAACUUGUAACGCAAUCAGCUCAAACCACAAAAUCUUCCAUCAUGGAGCUAACAUCAAUGUGGGCCAAUGUGGACGGGUCUGGAGAUGUUUCUCAAGAGAGUGAACUCGACAUCAAAGCAGUCAGCUUCAUCCCCACAUCAGAUUCUUCGCCUUCCAGCUUCACCACUCAUGAGUCACCCUCUGCUUCAUCUAGCAGUGCCUCUUCUGAUCCUCAGACUGCUCUCCCCGAUCCGACCCUCUCAUCUGGUCCACGUUAUUCUGACAAACUGGGCUUGGACAUCCUCUCCACAGCACCACAGCUGUGGGAGUCCCCCAAUUCUAGACAGGAGGGAAGUACCAGCUUAGAAAUCGAAGACACGGUCACUCUGGAAAGUGAAGGAAAACAGCUGCACCCGACAAAGUCAGAAGACAACCUGGUUUCUGGAGUAAGUUUAGCCACCACUGAGUCUCAAGGUGGGUUGAACACCUCCCAGCUGCCUACUGAAUCCUCCACAGCACGGUACCACACAUCAGAUUACAUAGUGUAUUUGGAUAGUACAACCACUGGGUAUGAAGAGGCAAGUGGACAUGAACUCGCUACAGUUAAUGCAAUGCUGGGAGUAGACGUUAAAGUCGCUCCAACCAUUGAAGAGAAUGUUACAGUUAGCCAAAUCUUUGAAGAAGAAAAUAAAGUUACCCCAACUAUUAAAGAGGAAGUUACGGUUACCCCAACCCAUGAAGAAGAAAUCGAACUUUCCACAACUCUUCAAGAGAAAAAUCAAACUUUCUUCUCACUGGAAGAAGAGGCUAACGUCGCCCCAAUCCUUGAAAAAGAGGUUAACAUUACUUUAACCCUUGAAGAAGGAGCUAGCGCUGCCCCAACCCUUGAUAAAGAAACUACUAUUUCCCCAACCCUUGCCUUUGAAGAAGAAGCUCAUGUUGCCCCAGUCCUUGUGAAAGAAGCUAGCAUUGCCCCAACCCUUGAAAAAGCAGUUACUGUUGACCCAACUCUGGAAGAAGAAGCCAGUGCUGCACCAACCCUUGUCCUUGAAGAAGAAGCUAACAUUACCCCAACAGAAAAAGAAGAAGAAGCUAACACUGCCCCAAUCUUUGUGAAAGAAAUUAUCAUUGACCCUACAGAAGAAGAAGAAGAAGCUAAAGUUGCCCCAACAGUCGAAGAAGAAGCUAGCAUAGCUCCAACAGCUGAAGAAGACGUUACUAUUGCCCCAACGGUAGAGGCAGAAGCUAAUGUUGAAUCAUCAGAUGAAGAAGAAGCUAAUGGUGCACCAACAGAUGAAGAAGAUGCUAGCAUAGCUCCAACAGUUGAAGAAGACGUUACCGUUGCCCCAACAGUAGAGGAAGAAGCUAAUGGUGAAUCAUCAGAUGAAGAAGAAGCUAAUGGUGUAUCAAUAGAUGAAGAAGGAACUAGCGUAGCUCCAACCCUGGAAGAGGACUUUACCGUCUUUCCUCUCGAUUCACAAACAUCUAACUGGGCUCUUCUGACCACCACUACUGGACCCCAGGAAUCACUGAAUCAUCUAGAGUACAGUUCAAAACAUUCCUCCAUCACCUCCACGGCAGCUCCAGAUUCCCCCUCAAGCACAAAACCCACUCCGGCUCCCAAAAAGACGACCACCACCACCACCACAACCACCACGCACUGGUCCAGACGCAGCUGGAGCCCCACCACCUCGGCUCCGAAUGUUUUCCACAAGACCUUCAUGCCGCCAGUGGAUCAAGGUCUGGUGGAUGUUGAGUUUAGUCUCACGCAGCCGCCCACGCUGCUUAUCUUGCCCAAUGAGAGGGCGGCUGUAGGCGGUGCAGGGAAAGCUUCAGAUGCUUGUUUGGACGACCCCUGUCUCAAUGGAGGCACGUGUACUGACAGAGACGGACAGAUUCAGUGUCUCUGUUUGCCAACAUAUGGAGGAGAUUUCUGUCAGACCGACCUGGAGCGAUGUGAACCGGGCUGGGAUAAGUUCCACGGUUUCUGCUACCGGCACUUCAGCCAGCGUCUGAGCUGGGAGGUUGCAGAGCAGCACUGCCGUAUGCUGGGAGCUCAUCUAGUGUCCAUCUUAACCCCCGAGGAGCAGAAUUACAUCAACAACAACUACAAAGAAUAUCAAUGGACUGGAUUGAAUGAUAAAACCAUUGAGGAUGAUUUUCAAUGGUCUGAUGGAAACCCACUGCUGUAUGAGAACUGGUACAGAGGGCAGCCUGACAGUUAUUUCCUGUCCGGUGAAGACUGUGUGGUGAUGGUGUGGCACGAUGACGGACGCUGGAGUGACGUACCCUGCAACUACCACCUCGCAUACACCUGCAAGAAAGGCACCUCUUCAUGUGGCCCACCACCCAAAGUCAGAAACACCUCCAUCUUUGGAAAAGUUCGACAGAGAUACGAGACCAAUGCAGUUGUGCGUUAUCACUGCACUGACGGUUUCCAGCAAAGACUGAAUCCUGUGAUCAGGUGUCUAUCUGAAGGCAGGUGGGAGAGGCCCCAGAUCCUGUGUGUCCCUGAGUCCGGAGGUCCAGACCAACACCCUGAAGUGACGUCAUACACCAACAGCAACUUUGCUGCUGCCGAAGACGAUUUUGAAGCCACUAAAGAGACACCGCAGUACUGGGACAUCAAGUUUUAAGAAAUGUCAGCCAUGCUUUCCUUCCUCGUCUUCCUUCCUUACAUUCUGCUGUUGUAACAUGAAAAAGGGUGCCAAGAAUCAAAUGCUUUUUACCAAUGAAUGAACGCUCACACAGGACAAAAUAACCACAAACUGAAGCCAAGAAACCUGAGUGAACAGACAGGCUUUGCUUUAUUUUAAUGUUGUAAAACUUUCCUACUUUUUAAUGUCCUUUACAAUAUUUUCUACUGAAUUUUGGCUUAAUGUAGUGAGCGAAGAAGAGGUUUGAAAGAAAAAAUUCAUUAAAUGUGUGUCUCCAAAAGUAUCCAGUAAGAAUGGUUCUCUUUGUGGUUUUUGUUUUAUCAGGAACCUUUUUUUAAAAAAAAAAAUGGUGCUAUUGUCUUUAAAACCUUUGUCUCCAACACAGAUAUUUGUUUUCCUAACAACUCCAAAGCACAAAGUCAAUCUGAACUAAUAGUCAAUAAGUACUGUACAUAUAUUCCUUUUUCACACCUGUGGUUAUUGCUGUCUGCAUUCUUCUGAAGAGAAACCUUUUAUUUCCAGCAGACGCAGUUUUGUUCAUCAGCUUUAUGUUGUAAUAAAGUUUUGUAGAACAGAACGAAGAAUAAAUCGUUCUCUUAUUUUACCCUCA